Oryza sativa Japonica Group (Japanese rice) is the source of this 1518-nucleotide messenger RNA. RefSeq lists its product as uncharacterized. NCBI's taxonomy places the organism in Eukaryota, Viridiplantae, Streptophyta, Magnoliopsida, Poales, Poaceae. The record is from RefSeq and is a predicted model, not a curated record.
UUCCCGCCACGAGUCCCUUAUCCACCGGCGGGCGGCGGCCAACUUCCCACCCCCCAAACCUCACCGCCGCUCGAUCCCAUCCACCGCCCAUGGCCGCCGCCGCCGAUGACCUCGCGCGCCGCCUCGCCGCGUUCAUACCGCUCCCGCAGCCGCCGCAGAAGGAGCAGCUCUCCGGCGUGGCCGCGGCGGUGCUCGACGCCGGCGGCCGCCUCGGACGCGCUGUGGGCGACGUGUUCCGACGCCUGCGCAUCGACGAAGGCCUCGACGUCGCCUUGGCGCAGCGGCACCGCAGGAACGGGGGUUCCAGGAUCGCCGCCGCCGCCGCCGCCGUUGAUGCGCGGGUCAGCAAGGACAGCGGCGGCGGCGGCGUCGCCGGGCACGAUCCGGUCGGCGUCUCCGGCCGGUUCGCGCGGUCGCAGGGGAGCAUGAACCUGUCGGCGACGUACGACAGCCGGACGAGCGACGUGGAGAGCUCGGUGGUGGCGAGGGGGGACCUGUGGCGCGCCGAGGCGUCGCACAGCAGCGCCGCCGCGGCCGCGCCGCCGCUGUUCAUGGUGCAGCUCGGCCCGGUGCUGUUCGUGCGCGACACCACGCUGCUGUUCCCGGUGCACCUGUCCAAGCGCCAUCUCAUCUGGUACGGCUUCGAGCGCAAGAAUGGUGUGCAUUCAGUCUGUCCUGCUUACUGGUCAGCUCACAGAAGAUGGUUCUUCAUGUCAAUGAUUUGCCUAAAUCCUUUUACUUGUUCAUUCAUGGACAUGCAAUUUCCAAAUGGACAACUAAGAUAUGUAGCCGGCGAUGGGUUCACUACUCGCGCAUUUCUUCCUCUAUGUCGCGGGAUCUUUCAAGCCCAUGCGAAAUUCCCAGGAGAGAAGAAGUUUAGUUACUCAUUCAAGAACAGGAGUGGAGGAAGCAUCACUCCAAUGGUGCAGUGGCCAGAUAAGUCUUUCUCACUGGGGACUAUCCAAACACUGUCAUGGAAGAGAUGUGGCCUUAUGUUGCAACCAGCCCUGCAAUUCAGCAUAUGCCCUACUUUCGGUGGAAGCCGUCCGGGUUUGUCCAUGGAGUUGAUCCAUUCGGUGAAUGAGAAUGCUGGUGUUGUUUGUGGCUACUCUCACACUGCUUCUCCUUCUGCCUAUGCGUCUAUAUCGAUUGGGAGAUCAAAGUUGAACGGGAGUGCAGCAAGUUCAGGGUUAGUGUUGAGAGUUGACGCUCCCCUCCAUAGCUUUGGCCGGCCCUGGUUCUCUAUUCAGAUGAACAGCGGUCUGGAGUUCUGAACUUCUGGUUGUUCAGUGUUUUUCUUCAAACUGAACAAUGCAGAAAGUAUUACAUUGAAGAAACACUUGUAUAGACAGUCAAAUGUUGCAGGAACCGAUUGCUUCUUUGUUGGUGAUCGGUGGAAUGCCAGAUCUCCUAGCCAAAAUUUACAAAACAAAAUUUGUGGACAGUGAUGUGUGUAUAUAUGUGUGUCAGAAAGUAUAUAUAUUUUUUAAUAAUGAAAUUCAUUUCGACCUUUGCUUC